CCCUAGACUCUUUAUGUGACGAUAAAGAAUUUGGUCUUGGAAAUGAAAAGGAUGAGGCUGUAGGUUUCUGCCCAAAGGACACGGUUGGAAACAGGACAGCGGUUUGUCGAAAAAGCAAAACAGGCAAUGGAACAUGGGAAAUACAGACGGACACCUGCAUCCUACAACCACUUCAAGAGCUGCUUGUGCAGUCUCAGUAUUUGACCAGCAAUUCACUGCCAGCAUUCUUGAAAGUACUCAGCGACACCACUACUAACUUCAGUCAGGCCGUGGUUGGCUCUCCUGCAAACAUUGUUGCCACUGUUGAAAUACUCAACAAAAUAGCCAACUUGAGUAACCCAAUAACUGAAACUUUAAUGAAGGACAUCCUUUUAGUUGCAGGUGUUCUCACCGGAGAUGGAGCAAUAACAUCAUGGAACUCUCUAAACAACAACCCCCAAACCAUCGCAGUAACAAGUACCAGCCCCCCAGCUAACAGCAUCAGCUCAGAACUAUUGCAGUCUCUUGAGACAAUAACAACACGCCUUACCAAUGAAUCUUUUAACAUUGAAACACCGUCGAUUCUGUUGAACAAAACCAUACUCACAAAGAAUUUUAAUGCUGACUUUGCAUUCUCGAAUUCUUCCGUGGGGGUAGUCAUACCUGACUCUGAGGGAGGACAGAGGUCCAUCACUGUGCUAUCAUUUGCCUCAAUGGAUAACGUACUCCCUCCGCGAGAUAUAAACAACUUAAAAGGCAAUGUCAUCAAUGGGAGAGUUGUGCUUGUUUAUUCCAAUGGAAGCGUCAAUAAUGUUUCAUUCAAAUUUGCUAUCAAAAACAAUAACCUGGUGAACCCUCAGUGUGUCUUCUGGAAUUUCAGCCUCUUUAACAGUUCUGGGGGAUGGGACAACAAGGGCUGUAAAUUGGUACGCAGCAUAAACAAAACCGUCACCUGCAACUGCAACCACCUGACGUCGUUCUCUAUCCUCAUGUCACCCUACAGUCCUGAAAGCAUCGUGUUGAAUUAUAUCACCUACAUUGGAGUUUCCAUAUCCAUUGCUUCCUUGGUCAUAUGCCUGAUAAUUGAAGCUGUCAUAUGGAAGAAAAUAAGGAGAAACAACACAUCUUACUUGCGUCAUGUUUCCAUUGUUAAUAUUGCUCUGUCUCUCCUGAUUGCCAACAUUUGGUUUAUUAUUGGGGCGGCUAUUUCAGAUGCAAAACAGACCAACCUACCAGCAUGCAAUGCAGCUACAUUUUUUAUCCAUUUUUUCUACCUGGCCCUGUUUUUCUGGAUGUUGGCCUCAGCUCUGCUGUUACUCUACCGCACGGUCAAUGUCUUUGACGGGGGAUUGUCCAAAACAUCUAUGUUGGCUUUUGGAUUCAUUCUGGGCUACGGGGCUCCUCUUAUCAUCGUGAUCAUAACUAUUGCUGUAACUGCACCCAAGACAACAUACAUCUCUACUGGAGUAUGCUGGCUCAACUGGGACCAAUCCAAAGCUUUACUGGCCUUUGUGAUCCCUGCACUGGUCAUAGUGGGGAUAAACCUUGUGAUCCUGUUGGUGGUGAUAUUCAAAAUGUUGAGGAGAAGGUCAAUGCGAGAUGCUGCACAAGCAGCUGAGAGGCAUGUUCUGGUUAUCAUUGCCAGGACUUUGGCUGUCCUCACACCAAUCUUUGGAUUAACUUGGGGUCUGGGAGUCGGAACCUUGACCAGCCCAGACAAUAUAGGAAUCCAUAUUGCAUUUGCAUUUUUUAAUUCACUGCAGGGUUUCUUUGUACUGGUGUUUGGAACACUGCUGGACAAAAAGGUGCGGUCUGAACUAACAAUGAAGUCACAAAGUUCCAGACCCGGGACGGGGAGCACCAGCGCUGGAAUCUCAAGUAGAUUUGAUAUUUUCCGGAACUGGAGAAAAGCAAGAGAUGGUUACAACAUGUCAUCUUCUGCCUCCGGUGGACCUCACUCCGCCGCCAACAAUGGAUGAUCUCUGCAGACAGAAUGACGACCAACCCAGCAGCUGUUCUGUGUUUUUUCUUUUUACCCUUAUUGCAGCCAGAGUUAGAAGUAGGAUAAAGUAUUGAUGUACGAUUUGAAGUAUAUUGUUACAUCCAAGAGAACCAGGCUUGACUUUUGUAGUAACAAAAUUCAAACAGUAAUCAUUUUGAAUUUUGGCAAAAAGAGUUUGAUUGUACAAAGAGCACAUAGAGAGGAUAGAUCUGAUCUUAUGUCUUGUAAAAGUGUGUGUGUGUGUGUGUGUGUGUGUGUGUGUGUGUGUGUGUGUGUGUGUGUCUUUUUAGUAAGUAACAUACAGUAUAUUGAAAGAUUACACUUAGGCACUUAUUUAAAAUAAAACAGACACUGCUUUGUUUUGACAUAUGAAAGUAUUCAUCACAUAAUUUUCAAGAAACUAAAUGUCCAGAGUCAUGCAAAAUGACUCUUGGCUUGGGUUUACUUUGCCAAUCAAAUCAGUUAGCCAAGGCAAGGCUGUCCUCCACGGAUCAGUGGACUUGUUUACUCAAGGUGUGGCAUCACAAUGACAAAUUGACUUAGACAGGACAAUCAGUCAAAUAUCCCAUACAGGUAAAGGAAGUACCAGGAAAUACCCAAAGAAUAUAUAAAAAGAUCCAUUCUUUAACAAGAAACCCCUGCUCAUAUUUCUUUUUGCACGUAAAAUCAGCCACGUCCCACUCUUGUCCUCCCAGAUCUUAACAUAGUUCUGUGUUCCAUUCAAGUGAAGGAGAAAGAUGCCAAACCUUUUGACUGGUACUGGUCUUGUUUUGGACAAGUCCUCCAAACCAUACAGUGAUACUGGUCCUUUAUUACUACCCUCUACUAUGACGAUACGCUGAACCUCUGUUUGUAUGUUAACGUGUUACUGUCAUAAAGUAAGACCACAGUGUGUGUGUAUGUGUGUGUGUACACAGGUCAAAUACUACUUGACUUUCAGUGUGUAUUUUGUGCAGCAGCAUACUGUAGCAUAAAACUCAACAGGAGCCCAGUCUGUUUGGGAUAUGGAUGUUAAAAUGUUUUGAAAAACCCAAACAGCGGCUCUUCUUCCUCCGCACGAGGCUCCACAUGGAGUCCAGGAUGUGUUCAGUCUCAGGCUGAGGCGGGUUUCACAGCCAUGUCAGUAUUUAUGCGCACAAGAGCUUGGAAAUACUGUUGUUACAUUUUGUCAUUUUACUAAGGUGGAUUGUCUGAAUGAAGGAUUUCAAAACUUCCAGAAUGAGUUCUGUUCAAGACAUGUAAGGGAAAUUUCAUGUCAUGCAUAACAAGAACACAGUUCAUUGUGUUUAACAUUUAUUACAUUGAUAGUUUUACCCAUUAAAUAAUUUUGGAAAAAUGUUGAUAUUAAUAUUAACAUUGAGGUAUAAUGUAUUGCUAGCCCUAAGAGCAUUUGUUCAUUUGGGAAGAAGUGCGCAGAUACCUUGUUAAUGUGCUGGAACCUUUGUUGAUCAGAGUUAUGUUGCUAUAUAUACAUAGAUAGUAUAGCUUGGCAGUGAAACCAAAGCAAAUAAGAUCAUUGAUAUUCAGCACACUUAUGCAAAACAAGUGUUUCACAAGCACCUGGCCCACUCCUAAUAUACUUCCACCCAGGACAUCACGGUCUACAGCAAAUACCAAACUCAAGUUAUUUACUGCAUGUGGAGAAAUUACA
This is a messenger RNA of Etheostoma cragini (Arkansas darter), 3632 nucleotides long. Its product is annotated as adhesion G-protein coupled receptor F1-like. Gene Ontology annotation, cellular component: membrane. The transcript is spliced from 7 exons. Gene Ontology annotation, molecular function: G protein-coupled receptor activity. The record is from RefSeq and is a predicted model, not a curated record. NCBI's taxonomy places the organism in Eukaryota, Metazoa, Chordata, Actinopteri, Perciformes, Percidae. The coding region runs from base 357 to 1958 and encodes 533 amino acids. Gene Ontology annotation, biological process: cell surface receptor signaling pathway; G protein-coupled receptor signaling pathway.